Xyrauchen texanus (razorback sucker) is the source of this 5407-nucleotide messenger RNA. Its product is annotated as histone-lysine N-methyltransferase SETDB1-A-like. Gene Ontology annotation, molecular function: protein binding; zinc ion binding; DNA binding. The record is from RefSeq and is a predicted model, not a curated record. Gene Ontology annotation, cellular component: nucleus. Lineage: Eukaryota; Metazoa; Chordata; Actinopteri; Cypriniformes; Catostomidae. Gene Ontology annotation, biological process: heterochromatin organization; negative regulation of gene expression.
CACUACGUUAGCUGUCUUAUUCUUGCCCUCCAUGUGUUUUUAGUUAAUUUGUACCUUUUUAUAACUUGUAUUUGGUUUGGGAGAUUUUAGGCUAUACUCGUCGCAGUACAGGCAGACUUAUACUGGGUCGAAAUACAAACCGGCGUUGUGUAUAACUGGAAACGGUGUGAAUACCCCGCUGCUGUAGCGCUGCCUAGGCCGAAUAUUAAAGCGAUGAGUGGUGGAAAAGAUGAGGAGAACCUCCUGAGGAUGACGAAGGAGGACCUGCAGUGCUGGAUCCAGGCAGAGGUGGACCGAAACCCUCAGCUGAUGGAGAGACGGGAGCAGCUGUCGCAGGUGGAGGAGUGGGUCAAGCAGAAGGAGAGGGAGUCCACCUUCACCCGUCUGCUGUAUAGCAAUGCCUGCGAAUCAGUCCUUGAGUGUGAGUCAGUGAUGAAAGGUCUUUAUGGAAUGUUGGGAUUGGAGUACCGAGACGUGGACUCAGAGGAGGAAGGAGAAGGGGUCAAGGAACCGCAGGAUGUCAUUCAUAUCACAGAUGAUGAUGAGGAGAACGUAGAUAACAUUACUGGCUGUGAUGAGGAUGAUGAUAAUGAUCUUUUUGUCAUUGAUCUGGGAGCUACCAAAGAAACCUUGGAACCUAUGCUUGAAAAGGUGACUUUGGCAAUGCAGAAGUCCUCCAGACUUGUUCAGGACUUAGUCCAAAUGGUGAAGAAAACUUCCUUUGUAAACACUGAAUCAUCAUCAGAUAUCGCCUCCAGACCCUCAUCAACCUCAACCCCUGAGAUCAGCCCUUUUGAAUCUAUCGCACCUACACAUCCGUCCCCACCAGUUACCCAGACAAAACGCACAGAAACCCUGGAGCUAACAGACCACUCCUUUGCUGUAAUUAAGACUGAAUCUCUGUGGCCUUCUAAAAUGUCCUUGCUUUCAAGCAAUUCUGGAGAGUGUAAAGAUGUGAGCGGUCAUAAUUCGGAUUCUACAUCAACGAUUAAAUCUGAACCUCAGUUGACGACAUUAACCUCUUAUGAAAUUACUUCGCUUCCGAGCAGUUCAAAACAAAACGACACUACUGCCAGUCAUAACUGUCCACCAGUUAAGUCUGAAACUCAAUUGAUAGAAGUGACUCCUUCCAUAAUGUUUUCAAAUCCAAGCAGUUCAGAUCAACAUGAAAAUAUCGAAAGUCAUAAUUUGCCAUCUGUUGCAAUGAUUAAGACUGAACCUCAAUUGAUGCCAAUGACUUCUUUCGAACUAUCGUCAAUUCCAAGUAGUUCCAAACAAUGUCAAUUAAUUGCAAUGGAUAAUUUGUCAUCCAGGGCAACAAUAAAGGCUGAACCUCAGUUGAAUGAAGUAACUCCUGAAAUGUCUUUGCUUCCAAGCAAUUCAGUACUAUUGGAAACAGUUGCCAGUUGUAAUUUGGAUUCCAAGGCAACAUUUAAGACUGAAAUUCAACUGACAUCAUUAAAUACUUCCAAUGUGUCUUUGCUUCCAAUCAAAUCAGAAAACCCCGAAACUAUAGCCAGUCAUAAAGUGUAUGGCAAAGAAACAAUUAAGAAUAAAAAUCAAUUGACAGAAAUGCCUCCUUCCAUAAAGACUUCGCUUCCAAGCACAUCAGAACAACCCAAAACUACUGCCAGUCAUAAUUCAGCAUACAUGGCAACAAAUAAUACUGAUCCUCAAUGGACAGAAAUGACCCCUUGUGAAAUGUCUUCACCUCCACACAGUUCAGCUCAAACCAGUCCUUCAGCCAGUCAGAAUUCUGAUUCAUUAGCAAUAAAUGAAACUAAUCUUCAGUUGACUGCAAUGACUCCUUCUGAAAUGUCUUCAGUUCCAAGCAGUUCAGAACAACCCAAAAGAACCAGUCAAAAUUUGGAUUCCACAGCAAUCGAUAAGACUGAUCCUCAAUCGUCAGGAGUGUCUCCUAAAACGUCUUCACUACCAGGCAUUUCUGAACAACCAAGAACUAUGGACAGUGAUAAAUCGGUUUCUUUGUGCAAGAAGACCAAAAAACUGACAAAAAGAAAGAAAUCUGCCAUAUCCUCUAUGCCCUCAUCAUGUGCCACAAUAAGGCUGAGAUCUUCAACAGCUGCUGGAUCCAAAACCAGCACUCCCAGUUCACAAAAUGAAACCCUAAGAACAACAUUGUCUACCGAAUGUAGUGCUGAAUUGACUGACAUAGAGGAGCCUGAAAGCGCUUCAAACUCUGAUGAUUCAUCUGAUCCAUCAUGGUCCCCUGAUUCACCCUCAUCCUCAACAUCAUCAACAAAUUCAUCUGCUAACAUAUCCACCAGCAAAGCAGCGACCGGUUCAUUUUCAAGCAUCAAAAAACCUGCUGCUUCUACUGAAUCUUCAGAUGUUAUACAAGUCUCCAAGGGUUCAACCAUUGAAGUCUCCAAGGGUUCAACCAGUGAAGUCCCCAAGGGUUCAACCAGUGAAUUCUCCAAGGCUUUAUCCAGUGAGCCUCCCGAGCCUUCUGAAAUUCCUAAAGAGAUUGAACUGAAGGUCAGCUCGGAAGUUUUGGGGAAGUGGAAUAACUUGACAUGGUGCCAAGGAACCAUUGAAGAAGUCCAGACAACAGAGGAAGGCAAAAGUUAUAAGGUGGAAUUUAAGAAUGGUAAUAAAAGUGUGCUGCCUGCUAAUCAUGUGGCCAGUCUAAAGGCUCCUUUGCUCAAGGAUCUAUAUAUUGGCUGUCGUGUUGUCGCCAGCUGCCAAGAUGAAGGAAAGAGCUGGUUUAAGGGUGCCAUGCUGGCUGAAUUUCCUGAUCGCAGGAAUCGCAUGAGGUUCAUGGUGUUUUAUGACGAUGGCCAAGUAGCUUAUCUCGCUCUCCCAGACCUUCAUAUUGUCUGCAAACAAAUAAAAAGGGUAUGGAAAGACAUUGAGGAUGAGACUGUUCAAUUGGAGGUGAAGGAAUAUCUCCGUUUAUUUCCAAAUCCCAUUGCCGUUGUGCUUCGCGUGGGGCAGGAAACUAAGGCGGAGCGGAAUGGCAGGUUUGAGGCCUGCACGGUUCUCCAAAUGGAUGGCAGUCUGAUCCAGAUCUGCUUUAAGAGUGACAAGCAAACAGAAUGGGUGUAUAAAGGCUCAGACAAGUUGGAGCACAUUGUUAAUAUCAAGAAGCGUCUGUCUCAAAAAACACAACCCGCUAAACCAGUAAGUACUGUGCCUCAGCACAGUACAACUUGCCCUUCGACAACAGUUACCUCAGCAACUGCUACUGUAACAGCUGUGACCUCAACAACUGUCACUUCCACUCAUUUAACCCAUCAAGCUAAUACCGCAACCACCAAAACACCAUCUAUUACCGCUCAAAAUAACACAUCAACUGUGACUCCCAUAAGUGUGACCCAACAAGCUGAUACCACAGUCACCAAAACACCAUCUGUUAACCCUCAAAAUCCCACAUCAGCUACUUACCAGGCUAAAGUCGUCCUGCAGAGGUUGGCAAUGCCCUCGUCCAUGGUAGCAAAGGCUAAUAAGCAAACAACAUUGUCUUUAAGAAGUGUGAAACGACCAGCCCCUUAUGAAGAAGAGGAGCAUAUGUCAGAGAAAGACCAGUCAAAGUCUGCAUACAUAUAUCAUCGCUGCUGUCCAGCAUGUCUGGGGGUGAGACCAUCAAUAAUUGAGAUGCAUCAUGGUCAGAACCCACUUCAUAUCCCGUUGCUUUUUAAGUUUCGUCGAAUGACUGCUCGGAGGCGGCUCGAUGGAAAGGUUUACUUUCAUAUUUUCUAUCGUUCUCCAUGUGGGCGGAGCCUUUGUGACAUGGUGGAAGUGCAAGAGUACCUGUUUGAAACACGCUGUGAUUUUCUCUUCCUGGAGAUGUUCUGUAUGGACCCGUUUGUCCUUGUGAAUCGCGCCCGACCCCCUUCGACUUCAACCAGCCAGCCUCACCUGUACCUGCCGGACAUAUCACAGGCCAGGGAGGUGCAUCCGGUGCCCUGUAUUAAUGAAGUGGAUGAUACUCCUGCUCCUACUGUCAAGUACACCAUAGAACGAAUUCCAGCCCCAGGUGUCUCCGUCAACACAAGCCUAGACUUCUUGACUGGCUGUGACUGUACAGAUGGCUGCCAGGACAGGUCGAAGUGUUCAUGCCACCAACUGACCAUUGAGGCCACAUCUUUAUGCAAUGGUGGCCCUGUAGAUGUUACUGCUGGAUACACUCAUAAGAGACUGCAAACAGGCUUGCCGACAGGGGUGUAUGAGUGUAACCCUCUGUGCCGCUGUGACCCAAGAAUGUGCAGCAACAGGCUGGUUCAGCACGGUUUACAGCUGCGAAUGGAGCUCUUCAUGACACAGCACAAGGGAUGGGGCAUCCGCUGCAAAGAUGACAUCGCCAAGGGAACAUUCGUCUGCGUUUUCACUGGUCAAAUAGUGAAUGAAGACAAAGUGAAUGAAGAUGAGACCGUGUCUGGUAAUGAUUAUUUGGCCAACCUUGACUUCAUUGAGGGGGUGGAUAAGCUGAAAGAGGGUUAUGAGAGUGAAGCAUACUGCUCAGACACAGAGGGAGAAAGCAACAAGAAGACUUUAACCAUGAAAACUGGGCCAUUAUGGAAAAAUAUCCUCUACAAUGAAGACUCAAGCAGUAGUGAAGAACAAGAGGAACCUAUGCAGCUGGAAACUGAGCAAGAGGAGAUGGAUGUCAGUGAUGAGUCCUUGAUUGAGAAACCACUGUCAUCUGAGCCUCAUGAAAUAUCUGAAUACACACAGAAGAAUGUGACUGUCUUGGUCAAUCAAAAGACAGAAGGCCAAGAGAGCUCAACUCCGAAGCGUUGCUUUGCCAAAAAGUCUUGCAAGAGAAGAGUAAACCCACUUGAAACAUCUCAGACACCGAAUGAGACGAGGGCAGUACAAUCUGCCAAAAACACCCGCAGGCUAUUCAACGGAGAGGAGGCGUGUUACAUCAUUAACGCGAGACAGAAUGGCAACCUCGGGCGCUACAUUAAUCAUAGUUGCAGUCCCAAUUUAUUUGUCCAGAAUAUCUUCAUCGACACACAUGACCUCCGUUUCCCCUGGGUUGCAUUUUUUGCCAGCAAGCGCAUAAAAGCUGGUACGGAGUUGACAUGGGAUUACAACUAUGAAGUGGGACGUGUGGAAGGGAAGGUUCUGCUGUGCUGCUGUGGCUCAUCACGCUGCACUGGAAGGCUUCUCUAAUAUUGUCAACUGCUCUCUAAAACACUAAAAUAUCUCUGAGGUGUCAUUUUAGACUGUAAUACUAACUAAUUAAAACAUGUCUAUGGUACUGUUUUGGAAGACCAUUACAAAUAUAGAACCAUUUAUUAUAAAAUGUAUAUAAUACAAUGUAACAUUUUUUAUUUAUACUUUGUUGCUGUUGUUUUUUUAGUAGUAUUAUUUUUUAACAUAUGCAAAAAAUGUGAAGAUAUAUGUUAUUGGUAAAUAAAAUGUUCCAAUAUCAAGA